ACAACAACAAAAGGAGCAACGCGACAGGAGUCCCUUUUCUUGGAGAGAAGUGAGCGAGUCAACUUAAGUGUUCGAUCGCUCCCCAGAUUCAUUGACCAUUGUCCUCAUCCAUUGGUCAUCUUAUAUAUCAACAAUACUCUUUUCUAUUUCAGCCUACCGUCUCGGUAUAGCAUCUUUUCACAAUGGCGCCGACCUACGCUGGCCUGUCGGGCAGGAAACUGUCCCUGGCCGUCUCGACGAUUGCGACGAUGGGUUUCUUGCUGUUCGGUUAUGAUCAGGGUGUCAUGUCCGGUAUUAUCAGCGAUACCGCUUUCGAAGACCUCUUUACCGCGACCAAGAACAAUUCAACCAUGCAAGCCUUGGUUACAUCCGUUUAUGAGUUAGGUUGUCUUGUGGGUGCCAUGUUCGCUCUCUUCUUCGGUGACAAGACUGGACGUAAAUGGAUGAUCUUCUCGGGUGCCAUUGUCAUGAUUAUCGGUGUCGUCAUCCAGGUUACCUCGUAUGCCGGACACAUCCCGCUUCUGCAGUUCUUCAUUGGUCGUGUCAUCACCGGUAUCGGUAACGGCAUGAACACCUCGACUAUCCCGACCUACCAGGCCGAGUGCUCCAAGACCAGCAACCGUGGUCUGCUCAUCUGUAUUGAGGGUGGUAUCAUCGCCAUCGGAACUGCGAUUGCCUACUGGAUUGACUAUGGUGCCCACUUCGGUAACAAGGACCUGGUGUGGCGUUUCCCCAUUGCCUUCCAGAUCUUCUUUGGUCUCAUCAUCAUCGUCGGCAUGUGGUUCCUUCCCGACUCUCCCCGUUACCUCAUCUCCAAGGACCGCGUCCAGGAGGGUGAGUACGUGCUUGCUGCCUUGGGUGGCUGGGAGAUCCAUGACCACGAGACCCAGCUCCAGAAGCAGCUGGUCAUUGACUCCAUUAGAGCUUCGAACGCCGCUGGCAAGGAUGUCGGAUACCGUGACCUUCUCACUGGUGGCCGCUCCCAGCACUUCCGUCGUAUGGUUAUCGGUUCCUCCUCGCAGAUCUUCCAGCAACUCGGUGGUUGCAACGCUGUCAUCUACUAUCUCCCUGUGCUGCUCCAGGACUCCCUUCACGAGACUGAGAACUUCUCCCUGGUCAUUGGUGGUGUCAACAUGAUUGUUUACGCUAUCUUUGCCACUUUCUCCUGGUUCUUCAUUGAAAAGAUCGGUCGUCGCAAGCUCUUCCUGGGUGGAUCUUUCCUUCAGUGCAUUGCCAUGGUUAUCACCUUUGCCUGUUUGAUCCCUGGUGACCAGCAGACUGCCAAGGGUGCUGUCUUCGGUCUGUUCCUUUACAUGGCCGCUUUCGGUGCCGCUUGGUUGCCUCUGCCCUGGUUGUACCCUGCUGAGCUGUCCCCCAUCAAGACCCGUGCCAAGGCCAACGCUGUCUCGACCUGCAGCAACUGGCUCUUCAACUUCCUGAUUGUCAUGAUCACCCCCGUCAUGGUCUCCCACAUCGGCUGGGGUACCUACCUGUUCUUCGCCGUUCUUAACGGCCUGUUCAUCCCCUUCAUCUGGUUCUUCUACCCUGAGACCGCCAACCGCAGUCUGGAGGAGAUCGAUAUCAUCUUCGCCAAGGGUUACACUGAGAACAUCAGCUACGUGCGCGCUGCCCACGAGCUGCCCAAGCUCACCGACGACGAAGUCGAGCAGAAGGCCAUUGAGUACGGCUUCGGAGGUGCCAGCGACGAGGAGAAGGUUACCCACGCCGAGGUCUCGGGCUCCAACAGCGCCCGCGAGUCGGAGUAAACGGUGAAGCAUGGAAAUUUUUUUUUUGCAUGGUCAUGAAUAUAAAAUGUUGGAAGCAUUUUCACGCUUUUUGAUACCUGCUACGCGAUUUUAGAGCAUAGCCGGCCUCCCUGAGACCACGGUCUAGGGAGUUCUAAUCGUUAUUAUUCCCCCCUGUC
Messenger RNA from Aspergillus welwitschiae, 1924 nucleotides. Its product is annotated as general substrate transporter. The record is from RefSeq and is a predicted model, not a curated record. Gene Ontology annotation, cellular component: membrane. Gene Ontology annotation, molecular function: carbohydrate:proton symporter activity. Gene Ontology annotation, biological process: carbohydrate transport; transmembrane transport. The transcript is spliced from 4 exons. NCBI's taxonomy places the organism in Eukaryota, Fungi, Ascomycota, Eurotiomycetes, Eurotiales, Aspergillaceae. The coding region runs from base 183 to 1766 and encodes 527 amino acids.